Molecule: messenger RNA, 1056 nt
Organism: Drosophila virilis
Lineage: Eukaryota; Metazoa; Arthropoda; Insecta; Diptera; Drosophilidae
Biological process (GO): regulation of cytoskeleton organization
Cellular component (GO): axoneme
Molecular function (GO): microtubule binding
Source: RefSeq, a predicted model, not a curated record
UGCCAUCACAAAUUUAUUCUGAAACUUAUUCCUAUUCACCUAAAAAACUUUUAGUUCCUUUAUCUCUCUAUUGCUUCUAAAAUAGAAGGAAAAAAAUUGAACGUUUCUCUUUUAUUUUGAUAUACAAAAGUUAAUUUGCGAACAGCGCGACUGCUUUAGAUGGCCGAAAGGAUGUUGAACUCACGCAAUUUAUCGGCCGAGGAGCACAAGGAGCUGGACGACUGGCUAAAUACCAAAGAGAUUUCACUUAACCAUCGCACACGACGCGAUCUCUCCGAUGUUGUCAAUAUGGCGCUGCUCUUCAAGAAUGUCGACGCCAAAUUGGUGAACAUGAAAAACUAUACGUCUCACGGCAAAUUGGCCCUCAAGCUGCUCAAUUGGGAGACGUUCAAUCUGAAGGUAUUGCGAAAAACGGGCCUGAUACUGAUGCGUCCGGCCUUGGAGCAGCUCGCCUCGGGCGAUCUGAAUGCCAUACGAUCUUUGCUCUUUCAUUUGAUGCGCAUCGAACGGGAUGGCAUACAGUUGAGCUCACGUCGAGCAUCUCCGACAAAGGGACAGCGGCAACAGUCCGACAAUCGGGAUGAUGCCCAGGAGGAGGUCCGAUCUCAGACGCUGAUACCAACAGAGCCAUCGAUACCUAACCAAAUACAAACGCAGAACCAGAGCCCGACACAGAACGAAACGGAGACAAGCGCACUAUUAUCGCACAAUUUGAGAGUAACCUAUGCCAAUUAUGAGGAACUGAAGCGUAUCAACGAGAAAAAGGAGCAAUAUAUCGGAUCUCUAAGCCAAAAGGUGCAGUAUCUAGAGAAGGUCAUACUGGAGAAGGAGAAGCGCAUCAACGAGCUCGUCGACCACUUGUCCACAUUAUCAGUACGCAUUAUAUCCAUGCAGACGUCUCUAACAGAUGAUGAACUGCCCCAGCCCCAGCCCCAGACUCAGCCAGAGUAGCCCAGGAUGUGGGGCGAUAAGAAUUUUAAUUGGGUCUCAACCGCUUUGACAUUAACAUUAAUUAACCAUUAAUAAUUCCUAGUUUUUCGACUUUCUCCUACGAUA